This is a messenger RNA of Ananas comosus (pineapple), 2730 nucleotides long. RefSeq names its product pentatricopeptide repeat-containing protein At4g37170-like. The transcript has a single exon. NCBI's taxonomy places the organism in Eukaryota, Viridiplantae, Streptophyta, Magnoliopsida, Poales, Bromeliaceae. The coding region runs from base 146 to 2116 and encodes 656 amino acids. Gene Ontology annotation, molecular function: RNA binding; protein binding; zinc ion binding. Gene Ontology annotation, biological process: RNA modification. The record is from RefSeq and is a predicted model, not a curated record.
ACUCAUUUCAAAAGCGUCGAUACUCGAGGGGGUCCGUUUACACUUAUACAGUUGUACCUCAUAGUUUCAAAUCCCUUUUUCGCGCUCCAAACUCUCUCUGACUGACUCUCUCUCUCUCUCUCUCUCUCUCUCUCUUCCCCAACCGAUGAAUAAGAACCCAACCGCGUCCCAUCUCUCCCACCUCUCCAAAACCCUAACCCUAACCCCUCCUCUUCCUCCUCCCUCUUCUCCCCCCUCCUUCUCCCUCCACCCUCAUCCCACCCCUCUCAUCUGCCGCCUCCUCCUCCUCCUCCGCCACCGACGCCGCCGCCCCGGCGACGUCCUCUCCGCCGCGCGCCACCUCCUCUCCGCCGCCUCUGCCUCCUCCAUCCCCGUCGACACCCUCCUCGCCAACCGCCUCAUCGACCUCUUCGCCAAGCUCGGCGCCCUCUCCGACGCGCGCCGCCUCUUCGACGAAUUGCCCCACCGGGACCUCUGCUCCUACAACACCCUCGUCUCCGCGUACUCCAACAAUGGCGACCUCCCCUCCGCCCGCCGGCUGUUCGACGAAAUGCCCGAUCGGGACCACUUCUCCUGGAGCUCCAUUAUCUCCGCCUACACCCGUCACAGCCGCCCAACCGAAGCUCUCCGCCUUUACCGGCAAAUGCAGAGCCAAAGCAAUGACGGGAGUCGUCGCAGCAACGUCGACAACAAGUUCACUGCUUCCUCCGCCCUAGCCGCCGCCACGGCGGUUCCGUGCCUUAACUAUGGAAAAGAGAUUCACUGCCACAUAGUUCGCGCAGGUUUUGAUUCUGAUAUAGUCGUGUGGGGUGCCCUCUCUGAUAUGUAUGCCAAGUGCGGGAGCAUAGAUUCCGCACGCCGCGUGUUCGAUGAAAGUCCAGAGAAGGACGUGGUUUCGUGGACGGCGAUGAUCGAGAGAUACUUUGAUGUUGGGAGGAGAGAAGAGGGGCUUUGGCUUCUUUACGAGAUGUUGAGAGUCGGGGUUCGGCCGAAUGAGUUCACCUUCGCGGGGGUUUUGAAUGCUUUUGCAGAAAUGGCAUUGGAAGGUAAGGGUAAGGAGGUUCACGGGCAAUUGAUGAGGAUCGGAUACGACUCGUCUUCAUUUGCAGGUAGUGCACUCGUUCACAUGUAUUCAAAGUGUGGGAGCAUCGAGAAAGCAAGGAAGGUGUUUGACGGGAUGCCGAAGCCGGACUUGGUUUCGUGGACCUCGAUAAUAUGUGGGUAUUCUCAGAACGGCCAUCCCGAGGAGGCUUUGAGAUACUUUGAUCUUUUGCUAAGGUCAGGGACGAAGCCCGAUCAUAUAACAUUCGUUGGAGUUCUUUCUGCAAGCGCCCAUUCCGGGUUAGUCGAUAGAGGGCGUGAAAUUUUUCAUUCAAUCAAAGAAGAGUACGGCGCUGAGUAUACUUCUGACCACUAUUCUUGCAUGAUCGACCUUCUCAGUCGAUCAGGUCGGUUCAAAGAAGCUGAAGAGCUUAUCGACAAGAUGCCGAUGAAGCCCAAUAAGUUCUUGUGGGCUUCCUUGCUUGGUGGUUGCAGGAUUCAUAAGAAUAUUAGGUUGGCUAAAAGGGCCGCAGAAGCCCUAUUUCAAAUCGAGCCCGAGAAUGCCGCAACAUAUGUAACUUUAGCUAAUAUUUAUGCCUCUGCCGGUUUAUGGGAUGAGGUGGAGAAGAUCAGAAAGAAAAUGGACAACAUAGGGGUGGUGAAGACGCCCGGUUCUAGUUGGAUCGAGAUUAAGCGGAAGGUUCAUGUGUUUUUAGUUGGCGACAAGUCGCACCCACGAGCUAAAGAGAUUUAUGAGCUACUGAAGAAGAUGAACACAAAAAUGAAGGAAGAAGGGUACAUGCCGGAUACCGAUUUUGUGCUUCAUGAUGUGGAAGACGAGCAGAAGGAAGGUGAUCUCGCGUAUCACAGCGAGAGACUCGCGGUUGCCUUCGGGAUCAUUGCUACCCCAGAAGGUACGCCGAUCAAGGUUUUCAAGAACCUGAGGAUUUGCGGAGAUUGCCACACCGCUAUCAAGUUCAUCUCGCGGAUUAUGCAUCGGGUCAUCGUCGUGAGGGAUUCGAAUAGGUUUCAUCACGUCAAGGGUGGGAGCUGUUCAUGUGGGGAUUAUUGGUGAUGCUUUGAAGAGGAUGAUUUGAUAGGAUGUGGAAUUGAGAUUGCUCGUGCUGUUAUACAUGAUUUAAUUCUCCUGCUUACUCUCUUACUAAGAGGAUGAGAACUGCAGUAAAGAGAAUGAAGAAACGGAUCUGUUCUUUCUGGAGUUUUCCUAUGAGCAUCCGCAUGAACAAAGCAUGCAGGUCGCAGGAGCACUCAAAAGGAGAGGAGAACAAAAAUCAUAUGGAAGUGUUAUGGCAGCUUCGAAGUCAUCAGUUCAGAAAAAAAAAAAAAAAAAAAAAAAAAAAAAGACAGCAGCGUGCAAGGUUGGUCGUUCGAAGUUCUGUACGGCGCCCGAGAGGGAGUCCCGAGUUCUUCCCAUGCAGCUCCCGGUUCUCAACUUUGUGCUCGAAAGUUGGGUUCGUGCGACACACGAUGACCACGGACUCAAAAGCUUCGGCUAUUUAAGCACCCAAAAAGUCCUAAAAAUAUUUGCAAAAUUACUGUGUAUGUUUCUGUACAUAAUUUCAUGUUAUGAAUAUUAUGACAAGUUGUAAUGUGUAGUUUCUCUGAGAAGUUAAGAAAUGUAUUCCGCCCGACCUACAUGCUUAUUUAGUUUUGCCUGAUUCCCGUCAA